CAGUUCCUUCUCCCAUGUGAAGUCUGAUCUCUGUGAGUGCUGAGUCGCAGAGUAGCUAGCUCUCCAUGUGACUUCAGUUUCCGUCAGUUCCUUCCGCAAGUGCAAAAAUAAUCUGAUGCUCCAGAGAGAGGAGGCCGCCCAACUCUCAAGGAGGCCGGAGCCCCGGGAGAGGAUGCACCCGGAGGAGCCGCCUGGGCCUGCGGGAGCCUGCUGCACUUGAGAUGGAGUUGCUGCCCCUUUGGCUCUGCCUUGGUUUUCACUUCUUGACAGUGGGAUGGAGAUAUCGCAGUGGAAUGGCCACAGCUGCUUCACAAAGGGGCUGUAAGUUGGUGGAUGGAGUCGCUGACUGUCAAGGGCAGAACCUGGCUUCGGUGCCCAGCAAUCUCCCUCCUCACUUGCAGACGCUCAUCCUGGAUGCCAAUCCACUCAACACCCUGGGGAAUCAUUCCCUCCAGCUUUACCCUCUCCUGCAGAGCCUCAGUCUGCACAGCUGCCACCUGAAGCACAUUGGUUGGGACACCUUCCUAGGGCAGGCCCGCCUGCACAGCCUGGCACUACCUGACAAUUACCUCUCAGAGAGCUACCAGGAGACGGCAGCUGCCCUUCACAGCCUGCAGGCGUUGAGGAGGUUGGACUUGUCGGGAAACUCCCUGACAGAAGACAUGGCAGCCCUCAUGCUCCAGAACCUGUCUUCACUGGAGUCUGUGUCCCUGGCAAGGAACACCAUCAUGAGGCUUGAUGACUCUGCCUUUAAAGGCCUGGGGCACCUCAAGGAGCUGGAUUUGCAGAGGAACUACAUCUUUGAGAUUGAGGUUGGAGCCUUCGAAGGCUUGACUAAGCUGAGACACCUCAACCUGGCCUAUAACAACCUCCCUUGCAUUGUGGACUUCAGCCUCACAGGGCUCCAGUCCCUCAAUGUCAGCUAUAAUGCCCUGGAAUGGUUCCUGGCAUCAGUGGAAGAGGCUGCUUUUGAGCUGGAGAUGCUAGACCUCUCUCACAAUCAGCUGCUGUUUUUCCCGCUCCUGCCCCAAUCCAGCAAGCUGCACACCCUCCUGCUGCGGGACAACAACAUGGGCUUCUACAGGGACCUGUACAAUGCCUCGUCACCGCAGGAGAUGGUGGCCCAGUUCCUCCUUGUGGAUGGCAAUGUGACCAACAUCACCACAAUUAACCUUUGGGAAGAGUUUGCUUCCAGUGAUCUUGCAGGUCUUCGCUUCCUGGAUAUGAGCCAGAACCAGUUCCAAUACCUGCCUGAUGGCUUCCUAAAGAAAAUGCCUUCCCUCUCCCACCUGAAUCUUAACCAGAAUUGCCUGAUGACGCUCCACAUCCGGGAGCACGAGCCCCCAGGAGCGCUCAUGGAACUGGAUCUGAGCCAGAACCAGCUGUCGGAGGUGCACUUGACUCCGGGGCUCACCGGCUGCCUGAGGAGCCUCCGGUCAUUCAACCUGAGCUCCAACCAGCUUCUGCAUGUCCCUACUGGCCUUUUCACUGAUGCCAAUAACAUCACUACAGUUGACAUGAGCCACAACCAGAUCUCACUUUGUCCCCAGCCAGCUGGGUUAGACCACGUGGGCCCCCCUAGCUGUGUGGAUUUCAGGAAUAUGGCAUCUUUGAGGAGCCUCUCUCUGAAGGGCUGUGCGCUGGGAGUAUUACAAGACUGCUCAUUCCAGGGGACUGCCCUCACCCACUUAGACCUGUCCGGAAACUGGGGGAUUCUCAAUGGGAGCAUUGCCCCUCUCCAGAAUAUUGCUGCCACGUUACAGGUCCUGUCACUCAGGAAUGUGGGCCUCAGUUCCAGUUUCACAGAGUUGGACUUCUCUGGGUUUAGGAAUCUGAGGGACUUGGAUCUGUCAGGAAAUUCCUUGACCCAUUUUCCAAGGUUCAGGGGCAGCCUGGCCCUACAGACCCUGGAUCUCCGCAGGAACUCUCUCAGAGCCAUUCCCCAGAGGGCUGUGACUGCGCAGCUCCUGACAAGUCUGCGGACCAUCUACCUCAGUCAGAAUCCAUAUGACUGCUGUGCGGUGGAGGGCUGGGAGGCCCUGCAGCAUCCACACACCAUCGCAGACUUGGCCACGAUCACUUGCAACCUCUCCUCCAAGGUCAUUCGCCUGACGGACCUGCCCAGGGGCAUGCCUCAGGACUGUAAGUGGGAAAGGGUGGACAUGGGCCUGCUGUACCUUGUGCUCAUUCUUCCCAGCUGCCUCACCCUGCUGGUGGCCUGCACUGUCAUCUUCCUCACUUUUAAGAAGCCUCUGCUUCAGGUGAUCAAGAGCCGCUGCCACUGGCCUUCCAUAUAUUGACCUGGUUACGAUUCAAGGUUAGAAAUUCGGCCUGUACAUGAAAGAUACUUUCUCUGCCAGAUUUCAAGAUCUGAUGCAGAAGACAAGGCUGAUGAAUUGAGCUUUAAAUUAAAGUAUAAAAUGUUUCCAUUCCUUAGAAGCAUCAUCAUGAUUCAUCCUUAUCAUCCUGGUAAAAUAUUUAUUAACUGACAUUAUACAAAAAUAAAAAACAUUUCUGAGAAAAAAA
Molecule: messenger RNA, 2526 nt
Organism: Phyllostomus hastatus (greater spear-nosed bat)
Lineage: Eukaryota; Metazoa; Chordata; Mammalia; Chiroptera; Phyllostomidae
Gene: NRROS
Product: negative regulator of reactive oxygen species
Exons: 3
Coding region: 222-2300 (692 amino acids)
Cellular component (GO): extracellular matrix
Molecular function (GO): protein binding
Source: RefSeq, a predicted model, not a curated record